AUGCAGCACUUGGCCUGGUUGCUGCUGCUGGUCAUAUGGACGGUGCAGGCUCUGGAGAGCUGCCCCGAUGUCUGUAAAUGCUCCAGGAAGUCCGGUCCAGAGAAGUCAGAGGUGAACUGUCAUAAAAGAGGGUUUCGUUCCUUCCCCUCCAAACUGCCCCCUGAUGCCUGGAUCCUCAAACUGGGUGAGAACGGUAUCACAGACCUGAAGGCCAACGCUCUGACAUUGAUUCCUCGGAUUGAGAGCAUCAACCUGGAACGAAACGCCAUCAAGUCAAUCCACCCCCAAGCCUUCUCUGGAGCAAAGCAGCUAAUGCUUCUCAAUCUCUACGGCAACCACAUCACCAACCUUCACCGGAGGGGAUUCCAGGACCUCCUGAACCUCCGCUUCCUCAUGCUGGGACAGAACCAGAUCGGCACCGUCAAAGCUGAGAUGUUUGCUGGACUGAGGAACUUGUCUGACCUGGAUCUUCCUCUCAAUGCGAUCACAACGCUCCCGUCUAAUGCCUUCAAGCCUCUGAUUGCCCUCAAAGUUCUGGACCUCUCCCUGAACCGCAUCCAGAAGAUCUCCCCGAAGGCCUUCAAUGGACUCAGACAGCUCAUGUUCCUCAACUUAGACAAUAACAGCCUGAAGACGGUCCCUGCUGCAGUGUUUAGGCCUCUGCGCUCUCUGGAGAUGCUCGUUCUGGACAACAACCUCCUGUCCACAUUGAGCCCGUCCACUCUGGACGGCCUGGAUAACUUGCAGGAGCUCUACCUGAGGAACAAUGAGCUGGAGCAGCUGCCACCUGAUGUGUUCAGGAACAUGGCCAAGCUCUCUCAGCUGGCUCUCAGUGGAAACCACCUGAAGACAAUAGAUGGAACGAUGUUCACCCGCAUGCCCGACAUGAAGAAGCUGCACCUCCAUGACAACCUGUGGCACUGUGACUGUCACCUCGGCUCCUUCAUACAGUGGAUGAGCCACACCAACGCCACCCUGUCUCCCAGGGAUGCCCUGAGGUGCACGAGCCCUGAGGAGCUGCAGAAUAAAAGCUUCUCCAGUCUCCAGGCAGACAAGCUGCUGUGCAGUGCCUAACCCUGUAAAAGUGGAUGGAACACAGCAGAACACAGCAGAGGCUUGGGGUCCGUGGAGAGUUGGAUGAUGUGCUCUGCUCAAAAUGUGUUGUUCUUCUCUCUCUGUAUACAUCGAUAUUUUAGGAGUGUGUCUUAUACGAUCGCUCAAGCUGCAACACGAUCAAUAAACCUUUCUGUAGGAUGAUGCACCUCCUCUGCUUAAAGCA
Notolabrus celidotus (New Zealand spotty) is the source of this 1279-nucleotide messenger RNA. Its product is annotated as leucine-rich repeat-containing protein 15. Gene Ontology annotation, cellular component: plasma membrane. NCBI's taxonomy places the organism in Eukaryota, Metazoa, Chordata, Actinopteri, Labriformes, Labridae. The record is from RefSeq and is a predicted model, not a curated record. Gene Ontology annotation, molecular function: protein binding. The transcript is spliced from 6 exons. Bases 1 to 1074 code for a protein of 357 amino acids.